AUGGUCAAAUCAUACCGAGUCUUUACUGGAGCCCCGUCUGUUCACGACAUCGCAACGUCGACUCCUCCAUAUCGAUGGCGAACCUGCUCAACUUCAACUUCACCGAUACCGUACUACGGACUCCCUCCCGCUACGUUUGAGGCAGCGAGCCGUAGAAUUUCCCUGCUAUAUCAGAACAUCAUCUUUGAUGACCAUUCCGAGGAAGACGUCCACGGCGGCGGAGAUCUCGAUCCCAGUGAGCUGCAGGAGAAAACGACCUUCAUCACCUGGUCGCCCACUGCCGUCGACACGACGGGAAGCCAAUUCGCCUCGAGGACCGGAACCUCAUUUCUCCGCCCGACCGCCAGUGCGUCAAGGCCACGCUCCCAAUUUCAAACACAAGACACACAGGACAAAACGUCGUACAUUUACUCCGACGCGUCCUCCAUCUCUCGUUUCCCCGCCUUCCACUUCAGCCUGCACGCUCUCACCCCACUCUCAUCCCUCAUAGCCGAGGCGCACGCCCAGAAGCGCCAACCCAACGCAGGAAAGGACAGCCGCAAGGUCACGGUGCUAGCGGCAGUACUUGAGCUCGACGGGCCGGAUACCAUCAGGAUCAAGCGUGGCGUCGACGCAGGCAAGGACGUCUCGCUUCUCAAACUGAUUUUAGGCGACGACGACGGCACGAUAUGCAAGCUCACCGCAUGGCGCGAAGUCGCCGAGAGCUGGGGCGGCUCCAUCCCCGAGCUCACCUCCCCCGGCGUCAAGCGCGGAGACGUCCUCCUCCUCGAGAGUGAGUCCGUAAACCCAUCCCAUCUAUCUCUCCACGAUCCCCGGAUUCUCUAUACCGAUCUCACUCUCGAUCUCACAGACGUUCUGGCCAGCUGGGGCAGCGAUGCUGAUAACGUCACCGCGCGCAACGCCGCCCCCGUCUCCUUCACAGCGUCGCCCCAUCUAAAGUCCAGACUCGAGAUCUGCUAUCGCACCAUGCCAAACAUGGCAGAGGACAGCCGCCUGCGCCCUGACCUUCGGCUGGGCUUCAGCGACGCUGCCGUCCGCAAGGUCGCGGCCGUCGUCAAGUGGUUCGAAGCCAUGGCAGGCCUCAACGCCACCAUCGACGCUACAUCGUAG
Molecule: messenger RNA, 1110 nt
Organism: Laetiporus sulphureus 93-53
Lineage: Eukaryota; Fungi; Basidiomycota; Agaricomycetes; Polyporales; Laetiporaceae
Exons: 2
Coding region: 1-1110 (369 amino acids)
Source: RefSeq, a predicted model, not a curated record